AACUCCAAACUUUUACGGCGUACCUCACAGGUUUGUUUUAUAUUGUCUUCCCUCUUUCCUAUGAGAAGCUAGGUCCUAUUAGCUAGCAGAACACAAUUGUUUUCUCAUUAAAGCCUAAACUUGGGCAUCACUUGCGGCUGCUCUAUCAACCAGAGGGCACAUUUUGGAUUUUUUCUGCCAUGUUUCUUAGACGAGCUGCUGUCACAUUGCCUUACUCAAGAAGCAUCUUUUCUGCUAAAAGUACUCAUGAUCUUGCAAGUGCUAUCACUGAGAUGAAUAAGGAAAUGGAAUUUGUAUUUGGAGAACCACCUUCUGGUGGUGGUUUUUCCGGUUCACUUAAUAAUGAUCAUAUGCUACAAGAACCAAAAUUCAGUCCUAUUGACAAUAUUUUGGCUCAAGACUCCCAGUCUAUAUCUGAUUCUAUGAAUCAAAAUGCACUUGAGCUGACACAUGUUGACAGUUCAGGAGAAGCCCAAAUGGUGGAUGUGUCUCCCAAAGAAAAUAGUAAGAGAACUGCUAAUGCUACUUGCAAGGUAUUACUGGGAAAGAAGGUCUUCAAUAUGGUUUUAGCCAACCAAAUGGCAAAAGGAGUUCUUACUGUGGCCAAAAUAGCUGGCAUAAAUGGAGCGAAGCACACUAGCAGCCUCAUCCCACUUUGUCAUAAUAUCAUUCUAAGUCGUGUGCUGGAUCUAAUGCUGAAUCCAGACAAUUACAGUACGGAAAUUGAAGGCGAGUCUUCAUCUACUGGGAAAACUGGUGUUGAAAUGGAAGCAUUGAUUGCCGUCUCCAUUGCGGGCCUAACAGUGUAUGAUAUGUGCAAGGCUGCUUCUAAGGAAAUGCAGAUAACAGAUGUAAGGCUUGAGCGUAAAACUGGUGGGAAGAGUGGGGACUGGCAUCGAAACACAACCAUACCAAUGCAUACAUCAACCAAAAAUGAUAGAGAGUCUGAUCAAGUAUUGCAGGGAGGAUUAAAGAAGUAAUGGCUUCUUUCAGAGAAGAGUAAAAUGCAAGUGCAGCAAAAUGAAGUGGAGGUUAUCAUAUUUACACAAAAUAUUGCAAGGUCUCCUUUUCUAUAUUUCAUGAAUUUAAUGGUUGAAUGAAAUAUUUACCAUCAAAUAAUUACUUUGAUCUCCUUAUCAUAUAUUUAUCAUCAACUAUUUGAAGGUUCU
Molecule: messenger RNA, 1169 nt
Organism: Ricinus communis (castor bean)
Lineage: Eukaryota; Viridiplantae; Streptophyta; Magnoliopsida; Malpighiales; Euphorbiaceae
Product: cyclic pyranopterin monophosphate synthase
Biological process (GO): Mo-molybdopterin cofactor biosynthetic process
Source: RefSeq, a predicted model, not a curated record